CGAAGCCAGGAGGAAGGACUGGCAAGAGCUACUCCAGUCUGCGACGGGUAAACUCGCGCAUGUGCAUUGGCCUUCGGUCGGCAGAAAGCCAUGGCUUCUUUAUGCGUAGAGCUUUGGCUUAUGUGACGCACUGUAUUUCUGGCUCUCGUACCACACUAUUCUGUAAACUGGGAAGCGAAGCCCAGAUGUUGGAAGCAAUUAUUCUAGGAUAUCAAGAGCUUGAAGCAAGUAAUUAAUCAAACCUCAGGGCAGAGAACCGAGCGUAAAGCCACUGGGAGCCAGUACUCGAGCGCAGCUCCGCCCCUCUUUUGGCGAAGCUACGAGGUCUGACCCUUCCCGCCACCUGUCGCGCAGCGGGGCAAGCGCGGAAGGCUGGGCGGGCAGCGCGCCGCUAUGGAACCGGACGGGACCUACGAGCCAGGCUUCGUGGGUAUUCGAUUCUGCCAGGAAUGCAACAACAUGCUUUACCCCAAGGAAGACAAGGAGAACCGCAUUCUGCUCUACGCGUGCCGGAAUUGUGAUUACCAGCAGGAGGCUGACAACAGCUGCAUCUACGUCAACAAAAUCACACACGAAGUGGACGAACUAACCCAGAUCAUCGCUGACGUGUCCCAGGACCCCACGUUGCCGCGGACUGAAGACCACCCAUGCCAAAAGUGCGGCCACAAGGAGGCGGUGUUCUUCCAGUCACACAGUGCCCGGGCCGAGGACGCCAUGCGCUUGUACUACGUGUGCACGGCCCCACACUGCGGCCACCGCUGGACCGAGUGAACCACCCUCCCCUCGUGUAAUAAAUGCUGUGUUCUGAGGACGGAGGCUUCCCUUGCACCCUUCAGUCUGCGACCUGAAUCCCGUCAUCAAUACCUGUUUUCACUCCAUAUCCCUCAGUAGCCCCCACCCCUCCCUUGUGGCUGGGAGCUGAAGUGGACCUGGUGGCUGAGUCCCCACCCAACAAACACAAGCACAGCUGGAAACUCCACAUUCCAUGCACCUCCCUUCAUUUUGUCCCUUUUCUUCCCAAACCCUGCCACGGCUCACCAGUGUGAGUCCUCAUGUGGCGCUUGAGGUCGAAGGCGUCGUGAAAGCCCUUGCCACAACAGCGGCACACGUGGCGGCGUGCAGGGCUGUGGCACUUGAGGUGCCGGGUCAGCAUUCGCUGCAAAGGGAAGGCCUUGGGGCAGAGUGGGCAUCCAAGUGUCCCAGGGCCCCUAGGAGCGGCAGUCAGAGUGCCCUGAGAGGGCUGCGGGAGGGACAUGGGAGUUAGGACCCUGGCUCCUGCUCUGGAGCAAAUGGAGCAGCUGGAGAACCAAGGAGGUCUGGGAAGGCCAGAGACUGCACUAGUGCGUGCAAAUGCCACACCCUCCCUCCAAGGCCUUCCCUGACCACCCCACCCCAUCGCCCUCACCUUGCUUUAUGUUUCUCCAUAGCUCAUGCCGCCUUCCACGGUGAUAUAUAUUUGCUUCUAAUUUUGUUAUCUAUACCAGAAGCCCCACCAGAUUAUAAGCUUCAAGAAGGAAUGAGUUUUUGUCUUACUCCUCAACACUUACUGCCUAGAACAGCCCUGGCUCCCAAUAAAAACUGAAAUAAUCUCCA
Phacochoerus africanus (Common warthog) is the source of this 1593-nucleotide messenger RNA. It is a transcript of the gene POLR2I, whose product is annotated as RNA polymerase II subunit I. The record is from RefSeq and is a predicted model, not a curated record. The coding region runs from base 394 to 771 and encodes 125 amino acids. The transcript is spliced from 7 exons. Gene Ontology annotation, cellular component: RNA polymerase II, core complex. Gene Ontology annotation, biological process: transcription initiation at RNA polymerase II promoter; maintenance of transcriptional fidelity during transcription elongation by RNA polymerase II; transcription-coupled nucleotide-excision repair. NCBI's taxonomy places the organism in Eukaryota, Metazoa, Chordata, Mammalia, Artiodactyla, Suidae. Gene Ontology annotation, molecular function: nucleic acid binding; zinc ion binding; DNA-directed RNA polymerase activity.